GCCCUCGCAGAGGGAGCAUCGCGCGCUGCCGCCACCGCCCGGCCCGCCCCGCCCCGCGCCGCCGCCAUGGCCAAGGCCGAGUCCCCGAAGGAGCCGGAGCAGCUCCGCAAGCUCUUCAUCGGGGGCCUGAGCUUCGAGACCACGGACGAGAGCCUGCGCAGCCACUUCGAGCAGUGGGGCACGCUGACCGACUGCGUGGUGAUGCGGGACCCCAACACGAAGCGCUCGCGGGGGUUCGGGUUCGUCACCUACUCGUCGGUGGAGGAGGUCGAUGCUGCCAUGAACGCGCGGCCACACAAGGUGGACGGCAGGGUGGUGGAGCCCAAACGGGCCGUGUCCAGAGAGGACUCGCAGCGGCCCGGGGCGCACCUGACGGUGAAGAAGAUCUUCGUGGGCGGCAUCAAGGAGGACACGGAGGAGCACCACCUGCGCGAGUACUUCGGGCAGUACGGCAAGAUCGAGGUCAUCGAGAUCAUGACCGACCGCGGCAGCGGCAAGAAGCGCGGCUUCGCCUUCGUCACCUUCGACGACCACGACUCCGUGGACAAAAUCGUCAUCCAGAAGUACCACACGGUGAACGGGCACAACUGCGAGGUGCGCAAGGCUCUGUCCAAGCAGGAGAUGGCCAGCGCCUCGGCCGGGCAGCGAGGCCGCAGCGGUUCCGGAAACUUCGGCGGCGGCGGCCGCGGCGGCUUCGGCGGCGGUGACAACUUCAACCGCGGCGGCAACUUCGGCGGCCGUGGUGGAUUUGGCGGCGGCCGCGGCGACGGAUUUAAUGGAUAUGGUGCUGACGGGUACGGCGGCGGCGGCGGCCCCGGGUACUCGGGCGGCAGCCGCGGCUACGGCGGCAGCGGCUCCUACGACGGCUACAACAACGGCGGCGGCGGCUUCGGCGGCGGCAGCGGCGGCAGGCGGCCGGCACGGGGGCCAGCGCUGGCCGUGCGCAACGGGCUGGGCGAGGCGGGCACAGGCAGCAAUUUCGGGGGCGGGGGCAGCUACAACGACUUCGGCAGCUACAACAACCAGGCCUCGAGCUUCGGGCCCAUGAAGGGCGGCAGCUUCGGGGGGCGCAGCUCGGGGCCCUACGGCGGCGGCGGCUACGGCAGCUCCAGCGGCGGCGGCAGCUACGGAGGAGGGAGGAGGUUUUAACGGGCAGCCCUGCCCGUGUCCGUCUGUCCCGCAGGAGCCGGAGCUGGGCGGGAGCUGGGGCGGCCCCCGGAGCCAGCGCGGGGCCGGGACCCCCGGGGACCCCCGGGACCCUCAGGGACCCCCUGGGACCCCCCCGGGACCCCCGGGGUCCCCUCGGAGCGGAGCGGCCGCAGUCCCCGCUGUGUCCUGUACCCCCCCCCCACCCCAAUAAAUGUCUCUUGGGUUUUUUUUUUAA
Melospiza melodia melodia is the source of this 1384-nucleotide messenger RNA. RefSeq names its product heterogeneous nuclear ribonucleoprotein A1 (gene HNRNPA1). Gene Ontology annotation, cellular component: catalytic step 2 spliceosome. The transcript has 11 exons. The record is from RefSeq and is a predicted model, not a curated record. Bases 67 to 1149 code for a protein of 360 amino acids. Gene Ontology annotation, molecular function: mRNA 3'-UTR binding. Lineage: Eukaryota; Metazoa; Chordata; Aves; Passeriformes; Passerellidae. Gene Ontology annotation, biological process: mRNA splicing, via spliceosome.